UAGUUCCCUGUGCCUCUCCCCAGCUGCUAUAAGACACCUCUCCCCGCCCCCAGCCCGCUUGGCUGAAGGCUCCAGAAGGACAGCUGGGCAGAAGGGGAGACGUGGAGACUGAACACCAGGAUGUGUUUUAUCUGGUUUGUGUCCUCAGCAUGUAGCAGUUUCUGACACACAACUGCGCCAUGGGGCUCAGCGACGGGGAAUGGCAGUUGGUGCUGAAUGCCUGGGGGAAGGUGGAGGCUGAUGUCGCAGGCCAUGGGCAGGAGGUCCUCAUCAGGCUCUUCACAGGUCAUCCCGAGACACUGGAGAAAUUUGACAAGUUCAAGCACCUGAAGACAGAGGCUGAGAUGAAGGCCUCCGAGGACCUGAAGAAGCAUGGUAACACCGUGCUCACGGCCCUGGGGGGCAUCCUGAAGAAGAAGGGUCACCACGAGGCGGAGGUGAAGCACCUGGCCGAGUCACACGCCAACAAGCACAAGAUCCCGGUCAAGUACCUGGAGUUCAUCUCAGAUGCCAUCAUCCAUGUUCUACAUGCCAAGCAUCCUUCAGACUUCGGUGCUGAUGCCCAGGGCGCCAUGAGCAAGGCCCUGGAACUGUUCCGGAACGACAUGGCCGCCCAGUACAAGGUGCUGGGCUUCCAAGGCUAAGCCCCACCCCCGUGCCCCUCACCCCACCCACCUAGUUGGCGGGGGCGGGGACUGAAUCCCAAGUAGUUAUAGGGUUUGCUUCUGAGUGUGUGCUUCAUUUAGGAGAGGUGGGUGGAAGAGGUGGAUGGGUUGGGGCGGGGGGAGCCUUGGGAGGGGCCUGGGGACCAGGCUUUCAGUGGAGGGUCAUCAACUUGGGAACCCAGGAGAAGCUUGACUGUGGCUGGCUGAGUUUGGAUAACUCAACUUUCACCUUAAUGCCAACCCAAUUCCUACCAACCUCUAAACUGACCCACACCUUUACACUCACCUUAAAUCCCCAAUCCAAGCUGUCAACCUAAACUCCAGCCUAAUUCUCUGACCCCAUCACCUAGCCCCUUGAAGACAGCUGAGUGUCGGCUUGCCCUGAGAAGGAGGUGUGGGCCGGGUAGGACAGCUACACCCAGCCCUAGGGAGGCGUGAAGGCUUGGUGUCUGCAACAUAAGUGUUCCUUCUCAGGUUGGGGAGUGACACCUGGUUUAAUAAAAGAUUUCUCACGUCACA
Molecule: messenger RNA, 1184 nt
Organism: Cervus elaphus (red deer)
Lineage: Eukaryota; Metazoa; Chordata; Mammalia; Artiodactyla; Cervidae
Gene: MB
Product: myoglobin
Exons: 5
Coding region: 180-644 (154 amino acids)
Biological process (GO): oxygen transport
Cellular component (GO): extracellular exosome
Molecular function (GO): oxygen binding; heme binding
Source: RefSeq, a predicted model, not a curated record